Messenger RNA from Lepus europaeus (European hare), 1569 nucleotides. RefSeq names its product cytochrome P450 26C1. Gene Ontology annotation, molecular function: iron ion binding; monooxygenase activity; heme binding. Gene Ontology annotation, biological process: sterol metabolic process. The coding region runs from base 1 to 1569 and encodes 522 amino acids. NCBI's taxonomy places the organism in Eukaryota, Metazoa, Chordata, Mammalia, Lagomorpha, Leporidae. The transcript has 6 exons. The record is from RefSeq and is a predicted model, not a curated record.
AUGUUCCCCUGGGGGUUGAGCUGCCUGUCCGUUCUGGGCGCCGCGGGCACCGCGCUCCUGUGCGCCGGCCUCCUGCUCAGUCUGGCCCAGCACCUCUGGACCCUCCGCUGGACGCUAAGCCGGGACCGGGCCUCCGCUCUGCCCCUGCCCAAGGGCUCCAUGGGCUGGCCCUUCUUCGGCGAAACGCUGCACUGGUUAGUUCAGGGUUCGCGCUUCCACAGCUCUCGCCGGGAGCGCUACGGGACAGUGUUCAAGACGCACCUGCUGGGCAGGCCGGUGAUCCGCGUGAGCGGCGCGGAGAACGUGCGCACCAUCCUGCUGGGCGAGCACCGCCUGGUGCGCAGCCAGUGGCCGCAGAGCGCGCACAUCCUGCUGGGCUCGCACACGCUCCUCGGCGCGGUCGGUGAGCCGCAUCGGCGGCGGCGCAAGGUCCUGGCGCGCGUGUUCAGCCGCGCGGCGCUGGAGCGCUACGUGCCGCGCCUGCAGGGGGCGCUGCGGCGCGAGGUACGCGCCUGGUGCGCGGCCCGCGGUCCGGUCGCCGUCUACGAGGCCACCAAGGCGCUCACCUUCCGCAUGGCCGCACGCAUCCUCCUGGGGCUGCGGCUGGAUGAGAUGCAGUGCGCCGCGCUGGCCCGGACCUUUGAACAACUCGUGGGGAACCUCUUCUCACUGCCCCUGGACGUGCCCUUCAGCGGCCUGCGCAAGGGCAUCCGGGCGCGGGACCAGCUGCACCGUCACCUAGAGGAGGCCAUUGCUGAGAAGCUGCAGGGGAACGAGGCUGUGGAGCCGGGGGACGCCCUGGACGUGAUCAUUCACAGUGCCAGGGAGCUGGGCCAGGAGCCCUCGGUGCAGGAGCUGAAGGAGUCGGCUGUGGAGCUCCUCUUCGCCGCCUUCUUCACCACGGCCAGUGCCAGCACGUCCCUCGUGCUGCUGCUCCUGCAGCACCCGGCGGCCAUCGCCAAAAUCCGCCAGGAGCUCCUGGCGCAGGGGCUGGCGCAAGCGUGCGAUUGCCCGCCCGCGGCCGCGGGGGACGACGCGGGACCCCCGCCCGACUGCGGCUGCGCGCCCGACCUCGACCUCGCGGCGCUGGGCCGCCUGCGCUACGUGGACUGCGUGGUCAAGGAGGUGCUGCGCCUCCUGCCGCCGGUGUCAGGGGGCUACCGCACCGCCCUGCGCACCUUCGAGCUCGACGGCUACCAGAUUCCCAAGGGCUGGAGCGUGAUGUAUAGCAUCCGGGACACGCACGAGACGGCCGCGGUGUACGGCAGUCCGCCCGAGGGCUUCGACCCGGAGCGCUUCGGCGCUGCGCGUGAGGAUGCGCGGGGCGCUCCCGGUCGCUUCCAUUACAUCCCGUUCGGCGGCGGUGCCCGCAGCUGCAUCGGCCAGGAGCUGGCGCAGGCGGUGCUCCAGCUGCUGGCUGUGGAGCUGGUACGCACCGCGCGCUGGGAGCUGGCCACGCCCGCCUUCCCCGCCAUGCAGACCGUGCCCAUCGUGCACCCAGUGGACGGGCUGCGGCUCUUUUUCCACCCGCUCGCGCCUUCGGCCGCGGGCGAUGAGCUACACUUCUGA